CGGGCGGGCACAGGAUGGGAGGCCAACAGGAAAGCCGGGGCAGCGGCUAGGCUGCGAAGGUGAAAAGUAGUCCAGGAGAAGGCGGCGGCAAACUGGCCGAGGAGACUGCCCGGCCAUGGUCCCGGCCCCACCGGGAGUCGAGCUCCACUCUGUCUGAAUUUCGUUGGCCCGGAUGAGAGGACGAACCCGUUGCGUAAAGGAGCUUUCUGGGAGUCCAGCGCUUCUUACUGCUUAUUCUCCAGCCCUGUUCCGGUUCAGAGCUGAGCGGCUUGAGUUUAUUGGUCAGAAUGACAGCCUUGACCGCAAGGAUGAGGAACCCUAUAAAGGGGAGAAAAUGGAGGGCAGAUGGAAGUGAGCUAGAAACCGAAAUCUCUGCCUUUGAUGGGACCCAGUUUGUAAGCAUACAGGAGCCUGCUGUGCACUGUGCCAGGUUAUUUGUGCAUUCCUCUUAUUACAGCGCUCUCUCAUUGGGCAACCAGAAACUCAGAAUUUCAAGCCAUGAACCUUGUUCUGAUCCUGCCAGGAAUAACUUCUUAAGUGAAGAUCCUGGGAUUGAACCCGGGACCUUCUGCAGGUCAGAUCAGGGCUCUGCCACUGAACGCUGCCCUUUCCAAAUUUUGAAGGAAGGCUGCCUUGCCUUCCUGCUGGGCGGAAAUCGAACUCAGGCCCGGCCUGCAGGGGGGACACUGGCAGAAUUCAUCCAUAAACGAGGCAAUUCCCUGCUGGAUGAGGAGACCAUCCUGCACUUCUUUGCGCAGAUCCUGCUGGCGCUGCACCAUGUCCAUGCCAAGCAGAUCCUGCACCGGGACCUCAAGACCCAGAACAUCCUCUUGGACAAACACCACACAGUGGUCAAGAUUGGUGACUUUGGCAUCUCCAAGAUCCUCAGCAGCAAGAGCAAAGCCUAUACUGUGGUGGGCACCCCUUGCUACAUCUCUCCGGAGCUGUGUGAAGGCAAGCCUUACAACCAGAAGAGUGACAUCUGGGCCCUGGGCUGCGUCCUGUAUGAGCUGGCCAGUUUGAAGAGGGCCUUCGAGGCAGCAAACCUGCCCGCCUUAGUUCUGAAGAUCAUGAGCGGCACCUUUGCCCCCAUCUCGGACCGCUACAGCCCUGAGCUGCGCCAGCUGAUCCUCAGCCUGCUCAACCUGGACCCAUCGAAACGGCCCCAGCUCAACGAGAUCAUGGCGGAAGCCAUCUGCGUCCGCCCCUUGCUGAACCUUUAUACCGACGUGGGCAGCGUCCGGAUGAGAAGGCCUGAGAAGCCGUGGACAGCAGUGCCUCCAGCGACCCAUGGCAGAGCUAGAGGUGGGGCUGUCGCUACCAGAGCGAGGGGCUGUCGCGCUGGUUCCGCCAGGCCUGGCCUCCCGUCAGCCUCGUCCUCCAUCUACACCUGGGGAUGUGGGAUCACUACCCCCCUCCGCCUCCCCAUGCUGAACACGGAGGUGGUGCAGCCACCCCCCUUUGGCACGCCUGGGGGGCCCUCACUCCCAGGAGCCACUGAGCAACUGCAGCCCCAGUUUGUGUGCCGCUUCCUGGAGGGCCAGUCUGGGGUGACCAUCAAGCACGUUGCCUGCGGAGAUCUGUUCACUGCCUGCUUGACAGAUCGAGGGAUCGUCCUGACCUUUGGCAGCGGAAGCAGCGGCUGCUUAGGACAUGGAACAUUCAUGGACGUGAGCCAGCCCAAGAUUGUGGAGGCCCUGCUGGGAUAUGAGAUUACACAAGCAGCCUGUGGCGCAUCGCACGUCCUGGCCAUGUCCAGCGAAGGGGAAGUCUUCACUUGGGGCAGGGGGGACAACGGGCGCCUGGGGCUGGGGACCCAGGAGAGUCACAGCUCCCCGCAGCUGGUGCCACUUCCCUCCGGCUACGAAGCACAGAAGGUCUUGUGUGGCAUUGAUGCCUCCAUGCUCCUGACAUCCAAGAACCAGAUUCUUGCCUGUGGCAGCAACAGGUAUAACAAGCUGGGGCAGGACAGGAUUGUGCCCCAAGGGGAACCCCUCACUGCCGCUGACCAGGUAGAGGAAGUGCUAGUCUUCAGUCCUGUCUGCUCAGCCCCCUUGAGCGAAGAAGCCAUUGUGGGGGCUGACAUUGGAACAGCCCAUUCGGCAGCCAUCACCGCCACCGGUCAGUGUUACACCGUUGGGAGCAACCAGCAUGGCCAGCUUGGCCCCAUCUCCUGUCGUGCCAGCCGUGCCCCGUACCUGGUGGAAGGGCUCCAGACCAUCAGAGUCACCAUGGUGGGAUGUGGCGAUGCCUUCACCCUGGUUGUGGGAGCAGAUGGCGAGGUCUACACCUGGGGGAAGAGCGCCAGGGGGCGCCUGGGCAGGAAGGAGGAGGAGACAAGAAGCCCACGGCCCGUGCAGCUGGAAGAGGGCUCCCCCAGCCUGGUUGUCUCGGUCUCGUGCUGCCACGGCAGUACCCUGCUAACUGUCAAGCCUGCAGUGGAAGAAUCCAGCCCACAGUGAGGGGAAUGGACUGGGAUGCAAACAGAAGGAAGGACACCAGGGUCCCUUCCCCUUGCAGAGAGCCCUGACCCACCUCAUCUUGGAGGCUGCGGCAAACCUGGCCCAUGGACUGGGAGGGAGCCCAGCACCCACUGAUGCAGGCAUCUGCAGGAUUGCCCGCCUUCCUUCCUUCCUUCCUUCCUUCCUUCCUUCCUUCCUUCCUUCCUUCCUUCCUCCUUCCUCCUUCCUCCUUCCUCCUUCCUCCUUCCUCCUUCCUGUCUGAAGCUUCUGGGAGGGAGAAUGGCUGCUUUGGCAUCCACACCCCCACAGACAGCGUGUCCAAGGCAGAGCAGCAUCUCCUGCAGAAGGCACGGCUCUUCUCUGGAGAGUGACUUUGGAGGUAGGGAAGUCGCGGGGCCAGGCUGAUGUUGACUGUCGUUCCUGCUGACUCAGACUGCUACGUAGCCUCUCGCAGGAGCCCAGCAGAGAGGACUGCCAUUCCAGCAUGACCAGGAGUGAUUCAGAGGCCUGAACGUUGCUGCUGCUUUUAUUCAUCCCGCUGCCUCAUUCCAUGAUCUGACCCUGGUCCCUGUUGGAUGUGGUCUGUUGAACCCUCUCCAGCCCACGGGGGCCAUCAGCAACAGAGCAUUCUUGCUUCUGGAGCCAUUAUUUUUCCCAAGCAGUGUCCAGUCCAGCGGCACCUCCCAAAUUGUAUGGAGUCUCAAAUUCUCAGACUGCCUGACCCCCACGAACAAUAGCAUCUCUCUGUGUCAAACUUCUAUUCCAGGAGCAGCUGUCUGUACUUAGUCCCCUGCAAAGUUUGGCCAGGGAAAAGUGGGGGGAAGGGGCAAAUUCAGAGCUGAAAGCUACGUUUUUAAACAGCAUUGGUACCCUCCAUUUUUAGUGCCUCUUAGUAAGAAUUGCAAUGUAUCUACAGUUGUUGUUAUUACUACUACUACUAUUGGAAUGUGUGUAUUUGACAUGCACACUGCAUUCAUAAACCGACCAAUCUGCAAUUGCUCAGUCUAUAGAAUAUUUUGAGGAGGGGCCUACUUCAGUCAGCAUUGUUUGCUGAGUCCUGUCUGUUACUUAACUGCCCAGGUUUGGGUCAGGACAAGACCUGAGGGUGGAAGAGCUGGGAAUGGAGCCACAAAGCUUUAGAAGCUGAGCAGCUGCUUUCUCCAUGAGAAACCGCAGGUUCCAUCUUUAGCCCUGAAAAAUAAACAGGGCAGGUGAUGGGAGAAAUUCCCCCCUGACUACUUGAGACAGUGAUGAGUACAUGAGGAAGGUGUCUGAUUGGGGG
Molecule: messenger RNA, 3744 nt
Organism: Python bivittatus (Burmese python)
Lineage: Eukaryota; Metazoa; Chordata; Lepidosauria; Squamata; Pythonidae
Gene: NEK8
Product: NIMA related kinase 8
Biological process (GO): protein phosphorylation; animal organ morphogenesis
Cellular component (GO): cilium
Molecular function (GO): protein kinase activity; ATP binding
Source: RefSeq, a predicted model, not a curated record